This is a messenger RNA of Physcomitrium patens, 2128 nucleotides long. RefSeq names its product putative polygalacturonase. Lineage: Eukaryota; Viridiplantae; Streptophyta; Bryopsida; Funariales; Funariaceae. The record is from RefSeq and is a predicted model, not a curated record. Gene Ontology annotation, biological process: carbohydrate metabolic process. Gene Ontology annotation, molecular function: polygalacturonase activity.
CUUCAUGUGAAAUCUGGACACAUAGUCAUCUAGUGUUGCGGUGUGUAAUUGCAAUGCUGUGGGAACGUCGUUUUGUGUGAUGAGAGAGGUUCGUGGAUGUGCGUUGUCGAGGUAGCGUUCAGUCAAUUCAAUUUGUAGGUCUCGUUUGCAAGGAGUCUGCACUGCUCCACGUCACACUGUCGCGUUUUUCAGCAGCUGGAUCGGAAACCAAGAGCUUGAGCAGAUUCGAGACAUAAGGACAGAUUGUUAAUGCGCAGGAGAGGUGCCUUUGCAGGAAUUGAUAUUCUCAGUUGGUGGUAUUUCAUUCUUGGAAAGGUGCAAUGAUAAGGCGGUACAGCUACCAGAGCCUCCGGUUUCUCCUUUUCCUAUUGAGCUGCGUAGGACCUGAAAAGUUUUGGCCCACAUGCAUAGUCGACCACUCACUGGCCGAAGGAUUCUCGCAACCAGAUGGUAUUGGGGGCGUCAUGAGUCCCAUGGAUUUGCACACGAGCUUCUUCGGACACCACACUUCAAAGCAGAGCUGUGCUCACAUUGUCAACGUCGGGAAACCACGUCCUCUGAGAGUUUCUAUAACCGACUUUGGAGCAGUAGGAGAUGGCAAGACACUGAACACGAAGGCAUUUGAGAACGCGUUACAGUACCUUCAUAGCAACGCCGACAGUGACGGAGCGCAAUUGACCAUUCCUGCUGGACGUUGGCUCACAGGAAGUAUCAAUCUGAUCAGUCACCUCACGUUAUUCCUAGAAAACGGGGCGAAUAUCCUUGGAUCCGAGGACUUCAACGAUUACCCAAUCAUUCCAGAGUUGCCUUCAUAUGGUCGGGGUCGUGAACUGCCGGGUGCAAGAUACAGUAGCCUCAUCAAUGGCGAUAAUCUUGAAGAUGUUACCAUCACGGGUGAAAAUGGGACGAUUGAUGGACAAGGAGGGGUUUGGUGGAAGGCUUUUCGCAACAAAACACUAGAUUACUCUCGGAGUCAUGUGCUGGAGCUCAUCGGAUCGCAAGACAUUCUAAUCUUUAACCUCACUUUUCAAAACUCUCCGUCCUGGACCAUUCAUCCAGUGUAUUGCAAGAAUGUGGUAAUCAAAAACCUGACUGUCUUGAAUCCAAACGAUUCUCCGAACACGGAUGGUAUCGAUCCAGACUCAAGCCAACAUGUUUGUAUUGAGGAUUGCUAUAUCAGUGUUGGUGAUGACGCAAUUUCAAUUAAGAGUGGAUGGGAUCAAUAUGGAAUAUCCUACGGGAUGCCCAGCAAGCACAUUCAGAUUCGACGCAUAGUUUCGGCAUCAAAAACAUUUGGCAUCCACGCUGGGGUUUCGUUUGGCAGCGAGAUGUCCGGUGGUAUUUCCAACGUCAAGGUUGACGACAUGGUGUUGUAUGGUGCUAGAUGGGGAGUGCGCUUCAAAACCUCACCAGGACGUGGAGGAUACAUUAAACACGUCGCAGUGCAUAACCUACUUCUCCACUCGGUCAAGACUGCAGUGGCUUUCAUGGCUAACUACGGACAACAUCCUGAUGAUAAUUGGAACCGAACCGCCUAUCCAGUGAUUGAAAACAUUGUGAUCAAAAACAUUGUGGGCGAAAACAUAACACAAGCAGGUAUCUUGCAGGGACUACCAGAGUCUCCAUUUCGUCACAUUCAUCUAAAAACCAUAGCCCUUGACGUUAGAUCAACAAAAAAUGUCUGGAACUGCUCAUGGGUGUCAGGAUCAUACUUCUUCGUCGUGCCCCAACCAUGCGCUGAUCUCACACGGCAAAACAUCACCCUCUAGACCGUUUUCAUUCAUCGAUCAGUGCGUGUCAGAUCAGGUUCUCGGAGGAGAGUAUGUCAAUCCUCCAAUUUGGUUUCAAGGUCUUUCCUAGCAGGAUUUUAAAGAGUCUGAGGAGUACAGACAUUCCUCAUGGACAGGGUAACCUAUAUGCCUACCGUUAUAUGUACUUUUGCGGAAAACUAGUGGAAAUAAUUGUAAGUUGCGAGGUAUCUCCAAGAUUUGAAGCAGUGCAGAAGACAAGGAGUUGUUCAGUUUAAGUUUUGACGAUGCUCGAUCGGAGUUUGAUCCAUGUGCUGUGACCUAUUUUUCUUUUACUAUGGUAUUUGCAAAGUUCACUUCUGCGUAGUGAUUCUCUGAUA